AUGGAGGAGUGGAAGCGGCGGCGGGCAGGCUCGGAAACCGGCGGUGGGAGGGACGGCACAUGGCGCCCGGUCGGCCACAUACUUUUCCUGCGCGCCCCUUCUGUGCCUCGCCCCUCCGCACGCGUCUCUCGAACAAUAUCACCCUCACCCAUUGUCGCUCCAUCGCUGCCCGUCAUGUCCAAGGAAUCCAAGGAUGCAAAGGAACGGCACGCGCCGCAUGACAUUGCCACGCGCGUGCAGGCGCUGACGCUCAAGGUCAAUGGCUUCUCGGACAAAGAGAUCCUGGAGCAGACGGGCGUUGCGAGUCGGACCAUCCGGCACAUCUACAGCAGAGCCCGCAAGCGCGGCUUCGAUCCAGAUGUCAGCAAGAAGAUCGAGCUGAAGCACAUUGAGGACGGCAAACGCACCGGCCGCCCGCGCAAGGAUGCAACCGCUACACCGAAGAAGCCCGAUGGCCAGCUGGCCGAGGACCAGCAGCAGGAGCCGUCGCAAGGUCCGCCGUCAGCCUCGCUCGAGGGCCAGCAGCCGCUCCCCCAGCUGUCGCCGCCCCACGAGCAUCCGGACCAGCAGCAGCAGCAGCAGCAGCAGCAGCAGCAGCAAUUGCCGCCGCAGCAACAGCCGCAGCAACAUCAGCUCCAGCAGCAGCAGCCAAAGUAUGCGCAUCCGCCUCCGCCUCAGCACAGUCCUCUCUACGUUCAGCAUCAGUUAAUGUCUUUCGCCGCGCCCAGUGAGCACGAGACUGGCGAGCCGCCGCAGGACGUGGACAUGGAGGAGGCAGACCUGGCUUCGCGCCUGCGCGAACAGCUGACGCAGCCCGACAGCAUCCCCAUGGACCCUGCUGUGGUGGGCGACUCGGCAGGGCGCAAUGAGGCCAUGAGUGUUUACCCGCCGCCGCCUCCCGCGCCGGUUCCCUGA
Diplodia corticola is the source of this 915-nucleotide messenger RNA. RefSeq lists its product as uncharacterized. The coding region runs from base 1 to 915 and encodes 304 amino acids. The transcript has a single exon. NCBI's taxonomy places the organism in Eukaryota, Fungi, Ascomycota, Dothideomycetes, Botryosphaeriales, Botryosphaeriaceae. The record is from RefSeq and is a predicted model, not a curated record.